Molecule: messenger RNA, 2112 nt
Organism: Penicillium cataractarum
Lineage: Eukaryota; Fungi; Ascomycota; Eurotiomycetes; Eurotiales; Aspergillaceae
Product: fungal specific transcription factor domain-containing protein
Exons: 1
Coding region: 1-2112 (703 amino acids)
Biological process (GO): DNA-templated transcription
Molecular function (GO): zinc ion binding; DNA binding
Source: RefSeq, a predicted model, not a curated record
AUGGAGCAAAGACUCCGAGAACAAUCACUUGCACUGGAGGCCAGAGAGGAGGCUCUACCUUUGGAUGCCUCUGCUAUGAUCGCUAUUAGUGAUUAUAACGAUACUGACCAUUGUUCUGGUGUUGAAAGCCAGUCGGUCACUGCCGGAGCCCCUGCAGCCGACAAGAGUGCGCUUUCCGACCCGCCAGGGGGAUUCCGAGGAUCCUCGGUGGAUGCGGUGGUCCAGACACCACAGCGACCUUCGACAACUCGUCUGCGCGAGAGAACUUACGGCGAUGACCAGGUGGUCGAAACUUUAGCCUUUGAUUGCUUUGAUACGGAAAAUGUCUCGACAGACGUAACAAAGCUUGAACAGCCACUUUUGCAAGCAUUAAUCGACUUCUUUUAUCAAUCUAUCUACUCCAUUUUCCCAAUCAUCCACCGUCGCAGAUUCCAACCACAUUUUGAUCAUUGGUCUUCUUAUGGCAGGGACAAUGGUCCUAGUGCAGCUGAUCAUGAUUUUCAACCUCUUCUGUAUGCACUUCUCGCGGUCGCUGCUUCGGUAAUGCCCGAAAAUCACCCAAUCUUUGAGAACUCAAGCUUCGAAAUCUACAAAUGGAUGGAUCUUGGAGACCUGUUGUACCAUCAUGCUAUCUCGCUGAGUGCCGGCAGAUCUUGCCAAGAAAGCCCCUCGGCGGCUAUAAACACUAUCGCUGCACAGGGGCUUCUCAGUCUCUACCUGAUCGAGCGAGGCAAAGUGAAUGACGCGUGGGUCACUGCAGGGCAUGCAAUUCGCCUAUAUCAGGGCUUCGAUCUUGAGGAUAACGUCAGUGCUGCUAGCGAUGCAAAGGACCUACGUCUCGCACAUAGAAAUCUCUGGUGGUGUCUCUAUAUCUUGGAUCGCUCAUUGUCAACGGCACUUCUGAAACCAUUGGCUAUUGACGACGCUGAGAGCGAUAUUGAAUCUUGCGACGGAGAAGAAUACCUCACACCUUCGACCCUGGGACAAGCAGAUCUCUGGUUCUCGGUCGUUGCCGACUUUCAUAUCACUAUGGGCCGCAUUUACCGAUCGGUGAGGUUAAUUCGAAAAGCCGAGUCUUCCCGGAAUGCAAAUCUCAAGGAUACAGUUCGAUCCCACGUCAAGAGACAUGACGCAGAGCUCGAGAAGUACUAUAAAGACCAAGUCCUGCCGAAAAUCGAGACCUCCAACUCACAGGUGGGACCUCUUGCAUUGCAAACAAUUGCUGUAUCGUCAUACUACAUCGGGCUUGUCCUCCUUUAUCGCACUUUUAUCGAACGGUUCGAUAUUACCGAGCCGGACUCCCUUUUGCGAUGCGCCGAGGCUGCGUCUAACUGCAUCAAAGUCACCCCUCAAGUAAUUGCCCAUGUACCGGCGAGCCACUUUGUGAUCCAACAAAGUCGAGCUAUCUUUGCUAGUACAAAGGUGCUCCUCCACUGUAUGCGAUUGGCCCGAAACCCAAGCUUUACCAGAAAGGCCUGGUCAGAUGUUGAGAGCGGCCUGAAAAUGCUGCGAGAGGUGAAGAUUCAGUGGCCUGAGAUCAAGAAGUACCAACUUCUGACUGAAGAGGAUAUGCAUCACACUCAAACUGAACUUCACAAACAUGAUCUCUAUUACAAGACUUUUGACUCUUUUGGGCAGACGCUUGGUACAGGGGAGACCAGUGAAAGAGCGACACCACCCUUCAACAGAACAUAUCCGAGUCAACGCCCCAAAGAUUUCCUCGAUUUGCAAGGCCUCGAUAAUCUACAGUGGGAGCUUUCAAAUGGCACCACAAAUAGCGUACUCGCAACAGAGUCCUCCCAAAUUGCAGUUUCAGCAAAACACAGCCAGCCUGAAGAGCCUUCUCAACAACAAUCCAAGCGGAGAAAACUGCGUCAAUUUCCAUCGCAAUCACCCUUACCUGUCAAUGAUACCCUUGCUUUGGAUCUGCUCCCAAUGCUGAGAGAUUCAACUGAUUGUCCCAUAAUGGACCACAUGAUUACGACUGGAGAUCUCCUACUUCCUGAUAUUUCCCCAAGGUCAACUAAUUCGGAGGAACUGUCCACUUCUUUCUUCGGCGAUGCAUUGUUGAUGACCUCGAUUGAUCAAUUUUUCUCUCAAUCCGAAGCCUAA